Molecule: messenger RNA, 711 nt
Organism: Hibiscus syriacus
Lineage: Eukaryota; Viridiplantae; Streptophyta; Magnoliopsida; Malvales; Malvaceae
Product: peptidyl-prolyl cis-trans isomerase FKBP43-like
Exons: 5
Coding region: 1-711 (236 amino acids)
Source: RefSeq, a predicted model, not a curated record
AUGGCUUUCUGGGGAACCGAAGUGAAACCUGGGAAGUUCUUCACUCAUGCACCUCUCUAUGGAAGGCUUCAUAUAUCCCAGGCGACGUUAGGAAUGGGUAGUGGAGUACAGAAAAGCAUAGUUAAAUGUAUUGUUGGGUAUAGUAAGCCGGUAUUUCUGUGUAGUUUGUUUCCUGAUAAGGCAGAGUGUUGUCAACUCAAUUUGGAAUUCGAGGAAUCUGCUGAAGUCGUUUUCUCCGUUAUUGGCCCUCGAGCAGUUCAGCUUACUGGUUACUAUCUGGGCUCUUCUUCCCUUGAUCGUCAUCACAGUGAUGGAUCAGAACACUAUGGAGAAGAUAUUGCAGACACCGAAACAGACUGGACCAAGAGUAGUGAAGAAAGUGAGUAUGGCGGUAGUUUUAUUAACGAUGAUGAUGAUCCACAAGUAUUCUCAUCUUCUGAAGAAUCUCCUGCUGGGUUUGGAUCAAAUGAAGAAAUGCGAGGCUUAAAGUUUAAGGGUCGCUUAGGAAAGCGUAGGAGGCUUAGGAAGAAGUACCAGAAAAGUGAAUCUGAUCAUGGAAGUUCUCGGCAAAAGGAUUUCACCAAUUGUUUUUCUCCUAGGGAACUAUUUGUCAGUGAAACUGAAAAUACAUUGCCUAUUUCCUCACUGUUUUCAGCAAAAUGCGCAUCAAAGAGCAGAAAAGACGAUAUAGGGGGAGAAUCUAGGAAAUAA